Messenger RNA from Pygoscelis adeliae (Adelie penguin), 1944 nucleotides. RefSeq lists its product as uncharacterized. Bases 1 to 1716 code for a protein of 571 amino acids. The record is from RefSeq and is a predicted model, not a curated record. The transcript is spliced from 6 exons. Lineage: Eukaryota; Metazoa; Chordata; Aves; Sphenisciformes; Spheniscidae.
AUGAGGACAAGGAAGCCUCCCUGCCCAGUAGAAAAAGUGUGGGUAGACAAGCACAAAUAUGAUGAAGCAGAGAGACUGCAUUACGAAAGAGAAGCGAUGCUAGCUGCUGCGGCCCCUGAGGAGUGCCAGGAGGUAGAGGCUGUAAAUGGGGUCUGCAAUGACGACUCUGUGGAGAGUGAAUUCAAGGGAGACCUGAAGAGAGCAAGGAAUGGAAAGAAACAAAGGAAACGGAAGCGUUCUCCAAAACCCAGAAACGUGGCCUCCAAAUUAGACUCUAUUCUGACUGGUUUGUUAGCUGACCAUGUGUGGUUUGACAAACCUUUCUAUGAUCACGCUGAGAACGUGUACAGAAAAAAAAUAGUGGAUUGUCAGAACGAGGAGGCAUCUGAGACUGCACUAACUGCUGAGCAGUCCCCUUUAGUGGCCAGGUCAAAAGCUGUCGAAGAUGUUCCUAAGUCAAGGAUGCUUUCAGCAGCCCUGCCCUGCUCCCAUGGUAGUCUGUCUGCGUGUCACCAUGUUGUUCAGGAUGUCUGGGUCAACAAGUUUGACUUUGAUAAGGCCGAGGAGGCGUUUAUUGAAAAAUCUCAGUUCUUUGUUCCUCCAAAUGUCCUAACCAUCCCGUCUGUGUGGUCAAAUGCUGGCAACGCUGGGCUGAGGACGCCGGAUGAGGGCUACGUUACAGCCCUGCCUACUCCUGCUACGCCAAGCUUAGCUCCAGACGUUGUUGCUGAUUCUGCUUCUUCCAUCGUUUCCAGUUUGCCUGGCUCUGUACACCAGACAGUAAAUGGUAAGCCGCAGAUUUCAAGCUUGCAGGCUCUCAUGUCAGAGGUGUGGUUGGAGAAACCUCUUUAUGAUGAUGCUGAGAAGAGCUUCUAUGAGAACAUGUUUGAUGGUCAUCCAUCAGGCAAAGUCAGACAGCAGCAACGUGGCUGCCCCGAAGCAUUGAAGAACCACCACGAGGACAGGAAGAACCACAGCGCUGGAAAGCAAGUGGACAUCAAACACGUGGAGGUCGCCACCAACUCUCUGCUUCCCAGUGAUGCUGAGCAACCUCCGCCUACCUGCUUUUUCCUGCAUGAGGACAGCGAAACUGUGUGGCUUAAUAAGCUGACGUAUGACAGCGCCGAGUCACGAUACUAUGCAGCUGAGGCUCUGAAGAUGUCGAGAGCAGGAGAGAGUACGGGGAUGCAGGAAUCUGCAGUAGUAAAACCCUCCCAACCAGCUGCUUAUGCUUCAAGCGUACCUGCGCCAGAAAUGAAGCUGGUCGGUGUCAGGCGGUAUGCUGUGCCAGGCUGUUCCUUACAGGAGGAUUUGGUGGUGCACCUAGUGAAGCACGGCAUGACCAGAAAAAUGGCAGUGGACUACUUUUUGCAUGAGAAGAUCUGGUUUGAGAAAUACAAGUACGAUGAUGCUGAGAGAAGAUACUACGAGCAGAUGAACGGGCCAGUUAGCAGCUCUUCACACCAGCAGGAGAACGGAGCCAGCACGAUCCUACGCGACAUUGCCAGAGCCAGGGAGAAUAUCCAGAAAUCGCUGGCCGGACAGAAGACAGUUCCUCGUAGCAAAGAAGCUCCUUCUGCCCGUCACAAGAGGCAGUCAGGCCGCUCAACUAGUGCAAGCGCAACCGCUGCUGGGCCUGCUGGUGACCAAAAUGAACUCCUUUCCAGAAUUUCUCACCUGGAGGUAGAAAAUCAAAACCUUCACAGUGGUAAGUAGGAGAAUCUUCUGGCAUGAAAGCAAACCUGGAUGGGGUCCUGCUUCUGUGGGGUGUAUCCCUUACUGACUUUGUCUGUCACCAGGUGAGCACAUGCCAGUGUCUUGAUCAAAGCUUUGCAGGCUUCCCUCUGACUGGGGCAACUGGUGUUUUUAAAGCCCACUUUGAGCAGAAGCAAAUUUGUCCUGACUUCAGAGCUGAUGCAGAGCCUACAAGAUAAGGUUCUUUCC